CACAAUCUCUCGCAAUCAAAACAUUAGUUAUUCAACAUUUUACUGGUUCUGCUAGUUAGUUCAGUUUUGAUAAAAAUUUAAGUUUAUAAUAUUCUCAUAGUAAAAGUUAACUAUGGUUGCAAUAUUCCGAAAUAAGUUUGUACGAAAUAUAUUUCAAUUUGCCAUCCCAAGAGCUUCGGUUGUAUCAGCCGCUGGUGUCAUACCUUUUCUAUCUCCGGAUGCAGAUCAGGUUGAUACAGAAACAAUCCAGAAAAGGUUCGCCGACGCUCCUGGUGAUCAACAUUCCGGAAAGGAUCGACUCUAUAUGAUGUUCAGCGUUGAUGAAUUCGGUCGCAUAUCAAACGAAGUAAAUUCAAUCUAUCAAGCCGGUUUUUUAGGCUUUCUGGUCGGAGCCUGUUAUGGUGGAUUUGUACACUCUCGGGUAGCAUAUAUGAACUUCAUGGAGCGAAACCAAGCCACAGCAUUCCAGUCGAGCUUUGAAGCAAAGAGAAAGCUUCAAGAUCAAGUAACGCUGAAUUUUGCUAAAGGCGCAUUCAAAUGGGGCUGGCGAUUGGCAUUAUUUACUACAAGUUACAUCGGAAUCCAAACGGUGAUAUCAGUUUACCGUGGUAAAUCAUCCAUUUACGAAUACUUGACUGCUGGCGGAGUAACAGGGGCGCUUUAUAAAUUCAACAUGGGUCUUAAAGGUAUGGCAAGCGGCGGGCUGGUAGGAAUCACAUUUGGCGGAAUUGCCGGUGCGUUGUCACUGUCGAUCCUUAAGGCCACUGGAACUACUAUGGAGGAGAUUCGAUUUUGGCAGUACAAAUGGCGGGCAAGUAGAGAUGAAGCUAUCACUGAAGGCAUUCGCAAACAUACCAAAGGAGAAGAGGAUCCACUUCUGACCUUUCACAAUCAAAAGUUUGGUGAGUCUAAUAUCAACAUAGAGAAAAUUUCACUUGGCGCUAGCUCACAUGCUAACUCAACUACGAAUGUAGCUGUAGAAGUUAAACUUAUCCAAGAUGAAGGGAAAAAAUGAAAAUACUGCUAUUGAUAUACUUUCAGGAAUCUUGCGUUGGU
Molecule: messenger RNA, 1056 nt
Organism: Uranotaenia lowii
Lineage: Eukaryota; Metazoa; Arthropoda; Insecta; Diptera; Culicidae
Gene: 140up
Product: RPII140-upstream gene protein
Exons: 4
Coding region: 113-1015 (300 amino acids)
Cellular component (GO): mitochondrion
Source: RefSeq, a predicted model, not a curated record